AUGGGAUCCUUGGUAAAUUUGACAAAUAUCUCGCAGCGCCAUGUUGUCUGCAAAGUCGCCAUUGUUGGCGGAGGCAUAGGGGGACUCGCAGCUGCUAUUGCGUUGCGCAAAGCUGGGCACGAAGUACAUGUUUACGAACAGUCAGCGUUCCUGAGCGAAGUUGGUGCUGCGAUUCACAUCACGCCGAACGCAAACAGCGUCCUUCACCACCUUGGAAUUGACCAUGAGGACGGUGGGGGAAGCUGUUUAGGUAUGGUUCGAUUCUACAAGCAUACCGGAGAACUGCUGAAGAGCAUAUCGGUAACGGAGCAGAGACAUCGCUGGCAGAAGCCAUGGCUCCAAACUUAUCGGGUGGAUUUGCACCGCCAUCUCAAGGAGACCGCCAUUUCGAAUUAUGCUGUGGGCAUGCCCGUUCAGUUGCACACUUCGUCUCGAACAGUGUCUGUCGAUGCUCACAAAGCUACGAUAACACUUGACGACGGCAACGUCAUUCAAGCUGAUGUGAUAAUUGGCGCAGAUGGGGUCCGAUCUGUUGCUCGCUUAUCAGUAUGUGAAGAGAGGAAAUAUAUUGCCGAUGCACCCACACAGAAUGCUUUCCGUUUCAUGAUCUCCAUUGCGAAGAUCCAAGACGAUCCAGCUACAGCAUCUUUCCUGGAUACUGUAGACUCUAUGGACAUGUACUAUGCGGAUGACCGCAAAGUGGUCAUGUACCUCUGUGAACACGGCACUUCGCUCAACUUCGUUUGCUGCCACCCUGCAUCGCUUAGUGGUAAGAGCUUUUCUCAAGGCUAUGACCACAAAGCUGCCAAGGCGUCUUUGCUAGACGUCUACCAAAGUUUCUCGCCCGACCUUUUAGCUGUUAUGGCUAAGGUAGCCGAUGAGGACGUGAGAAUCUAUCCGCUGUUGGACAUGGACACCCUUCCUGCUUUUGCAAAUGACCGACUGGCCGUGAUUGGAGAUGCUGCACACCCCUUCACGCCACAUCUAGCUCAAGGAGCCGCCCAAGCCAUCGAAGAUGCGGCGGCUCUCGGCGUAAUGUUGUCUUACCUAGACUCCAAGGACACCAUACCGGAACGACUACGAUUGUUCAAUAAAGCGCGAUAUACAAGGGCGACUCUGAUCCAGGAUAUGAGCCGCGUAACGGGUAAUGAGCCCACACGAUCAAAUUCAAGCGCAGAAAUGGAGGAAUGGAAAGUUCAUGAUUAUCUCACAUACGGUUUCAGCCACGACGAAGUGCAUAACUCAACUCAGAUCCUCCGAGAAUAUAUGUGGGCUAAGGCCCCGAGACUCUAUUGGCGACAGCCACUUGGAUUCGGGCCAAUGGAUAGUCCUAGACAAGAUGCUCUCUCUUGUCCUCGCCCCGACGGAUUAUCUGACGCGGUGUCGACGACUGCCACGGUUCGAUUUCGCACAAGCGCGACUCUAUUGCGAAAUAUGUUUCCUUCUACUGCGUACAGCUUCGCUAAGACUGACACGGUUGCUGAGGCAAGCUUUACAUUUCAGUCCAUCCAAAACUUGAGCUGGCUGGGAGGUAGAGGAUACGAGUUGGUCGUGUUCCAAAUUCACGGGGUGCAGCACCGUAGUAAAGACGGCAGCGUUCGCCAGGGUAUUUACAUUCCCGUUGUUCUGGAAAAUCUGGCUGAUCCAAUCAUAUCUGGUCGCGAAGACCUUGGUUGGCCAAAAUUGUAUUCCGAAAUCAAGUUCAAGAACGAUACCAGUGUUGGGGGCAACUUGGAUGUUGAGCUUUCUUGGGGUGGUGUGAAGUGGGCCUUCUUCUCUUGGGGCCGUGUCAACAGUGGCAAUCUCACAAAUGGAUCUGGGGCUGGUGAAGAACCCGUACAGAGCUUUGGUUCCUCCGGCGAGGAUGCGUUGUUCGUACACAAGUACAUACCAGCAACCACUGGCUCCCCUUGCAGAGAAGCGGCUGACGCAGAUUAUGAUGUCUUGUUUCAUUCGACCAAGCCCAAAGUUUUGAUGAGCCAGGAGGCGUCAGCUGCUGGCUUUCAAAUUCUAGAGCGGACAAAUAAGCAGCUCCCUACUUUACACCAUGUGGUCAACCGAUUAUCAGAGCUACCAAUAUUGAGUAUUGUCGAAGCAUCUGUGAAGAAAGUGCUCGGACAGGAUCAGUUCAUGGGAGCAAAAAGACUCGAUUGA
This is a messenger RNA of Trichoderma breve, 2154 nucleotides long. Its product is annotated as FAD binding domain-containing protein. Gene Ontology annotation, molecular function: monooxygenase activity; lyase activity; FAD binding. The transcript is spliced from 6 exons. Lineage: Eukaryota; Fungi; Ascomycota; Sordariomycetes; Hypocreales; Hypocreaceae. The coding region runs from base 1 to 2154 and encodes 717 amino acids. The record is from RefSeq and is a predicted model, not a curated record.